UAAGAAAGGAUUCUGGAACCAUGGUUUGCAUGAUGUUCUACCUCUCUUCUCUUGUAAUAAUACUAGCCGCAAUGCAGGGAAUCCAUGCAGUCGAAUAUAAUGUCACCAACAACUCGACCACUGGGAGUCGAUACAGCAAUGAAAUUGGAGAUGAUUACAGCAAGCAGACAUUGAUGUCCGCCACGAGUUUCAUAUGGGGCCUCUUCCAGCAAAACUGCACCGAGGGGGACAGAAAGGACGUGAAAACUGUGAGCUUCUUCAUCGAAAACAUGGAUGGAGUUGCCUAUGCUGAGAACAAUGAGAUUCAUCUGAGUGCCAACUAUAUAGAAGGUUACUCAGGUGACUUGAAGAGGGAAUUCAAUGGGGUAAUAUAUCAUGAAAUGACACACAUAUGGCAGUGGAAUGGAGACGGGAAGGCCGAUAUUGGAGGGUUGAUAGAAGGGAUAGCAGAUUAUGUGAGGUUGAAGGCCGAUUAUGCGCCGAGCCACUGGGUGCAACCUGGGCAGGGUGCCCGGUGGGAUCAGGGAUACGAUGUGACAGCCCGGUUCCUUGAUUAUUGCGACAGUUUGAGAAAUGGAUUUGUGGCAGACCUUAACAAGAAGAUGAAAAAUGCUUAUAGUGACAACUACUUUGUUGAGCUGCUAGGGAAGACAGUUGAUCAGCUCUGGAUUGACUAUAAGGCCAAGUACAAUAACUAGGCAUGCUUGUUUAUGGCUAAAAUAAAUUUUAUAAAUUGUUGUACUAGUGAUUUGCUAUCAUUAUGAAGUCAGUCAGU
Molecule: messenger RNA, 775 nt
Organism: Cornus florida
Lineage: Eukaryota; Viridiplantae; Streptophyta; Magnoliopsida; Cornales; Cornaceae
Exons: 1
Coding region: 21-698 (225 amino acids)
Source: RefSeq, a predicted model, not a curated record